Molecule: messenger RNA, 1254 nt
Organism: Lycium barbarum (goji berry)
Lineage: Eukaryota; Viridiplantae; Streptophyta; Magnoliopsida; Solanales; Solanaceae
Exons: 7
Coding region: 1-1254 (417 amino acids)
Molecular function (GO): zinc ion binding; nucleic acid binding
Source: RefSeq, a predicted model, not a curated record
AUGGAAACAGUUGGUUCCCGUGAUUUGACAUCAUCAAGUUAUGGAAAGGCUGAUUUGUUAUUCGAAAACAACAAGGGUAUGGUUAUUCAUGACAAGAACCAAAAGGUAGUUGCCGUCGAUCAAGUAUACAAGGAUAAAGAUAUAUUAAAAGCUGUGAUGGUGAAUUAUGCAAUUACAAACAGGUUCAACUAUCGUACAGAAAGGAGUAAUGCAAUAAGCUACACACUUGUGUGCGUAUCAGGAGAGUGUGAUUGGAAAUUCAGGGCAUCAAGUGUAGGCUUUGAUUAUUGUCGGCCAAUUGUGGUAGUUGACGGAAGCCACUUAAAAACAUCAUACAAUGGAACAUUUGUCUCGGCAAGCACAUUAGACGGUGCAGGCAACAUACUUCCCUUAGCAUAUGGUGUGAUUGAUUCUGAGAAUGACAGAUCAUGGACGUGGUUUUUCGAGCGUUUCAGAGAAACAUAUGAAAUUAGAGGGAAUAUGUGUAUCGUAUCAGAUAGGCAUGAAAGUAUAAACAAGGCUGUUUGUAGAAUUUAUCCAGAAGUUGCGCAUUAUGCAUGUAUAUGGCAUCUGUGGGGUAAUGCAUACACGCAGGAUGAUUUUGAUGAGUUCAUGGGGAAGGUUCAAAAGGUAGAUAUGGGUGUGGCAGAGUAUUUGGAAUCGACUGGUAGAGACAAGUGGGCUAGAUUGUAUGCAUCUGUUAACCGAGGGUGGACAAUGACUUCUAACAUAGCAGAGUGCAUUAACCGACAUCUUCUAGCAGCUAGAGGACUUCCCAUGUAUGACUUUCUCGAAGAAUCGGAGAAAUGGAACAUACACUUUAAUGCUUGUUAUAAUGUAUUUGACAAACUUGUACUUGUACUAAUCUGUGGUGUUUCUACACAUUAUAUGAAUGUGUAUUUGGUAUCAAUGAACAAUGAAAUCCCCUGCCCGCAUGCAUGGACUGUCAUUAAAAAGAAAAAUCUGGUUGCUAAUGAUUAUUGCUCUGAUUUGGUUAAACCGGAGACCGUGUUGAAGACACAUGAUGUACCUGUGGAUCCUCUACCCGACGAGCGUGAAUUGAACAUUCCCAAAUACAUCUUGGAGGAUGUGAUUUUGCCACCAAGAUACAAGAGACUGUCUGGUAGGCCAAAGAAGAGGCGUGAUAAGCCUUUAAGUGAAUUGUUGUUUGGAAAGAACAGACAUGCUUGCAGUACUUGUGGACAACUUGGACACAACAGACGUUCAUGUAAUUUUGAGCCUCUAAGGAAGUGA